Penaeus monodon (black tiger shrimp) is the source of this 3791-nucleotide messenger RNA. RefSeq lists its product as uncharacterized. The coding region runs from base 319 to 744 and encodes 141 amino acids. The record is from RefSeq and is a predicted model, not a curated record. Lineage: Eukaryota; Metazoa; Arthropoda; Malacostraca; Decapoda; Penaeidae. The transcript has 3 exons.
UCGCAACCGGUGUGAACAUUCUCACUGAAAAUACACCGAGGCGAUUGCAAGUCCAUCGCGGCAUCGCCUGCAUAGCGCAGCCUCGCUCCCGGUUGUGAAUGCGCUGAAGACGGGAGACUGCACGAACGCCUCCCCGUUCGAAUGUAAACACUGGAGGCUGACAAGAGGCAACUCGAGGCCUUGGGACUAAAAACCCUAUGGUAGAAGAUCUUGGGUGUAUAGACUAUAGAAGAAAGAAAAGGAAACACACACCUAGUUAUAUACCACAACAUUUGCAGUGAGGCAACGGAUUUGAAUAAAGGAUUUGGUUUUUAAAAAAUGGAUGCUGAGGAAUCAUUCAAGGUGGAAUGUAGCGAUGAAGAAGUACAGAAGGAAUUAACGAAUGGAGUUUUUGUUGAACCAAGCGCCACAGAAAUUGUACGCUUAUAUGAAGCCUUAGCCAAGGAUGGGUCAUUACCCAUAAAAUGGAACUGGGAACUAGGGAGACGGCCGCUUACUCCCUCACAAGAUGAUUCUGAAAGUGACAGAGAAGAGGAGGCAGAAAAAAUUGACACUUCUGGAUUUGAUUUUGAUGAUGAACCAGCAACAGUACGUCUAACUCCUCGACGCACGCCUGGUAGUGUUGGCCCAAAAGGCAGUGCCAAGAAAAAGACAACCAAUUUUGAAAAUGUGUUAGCCAGUGUGAGAAGACAGAAGAAACUUGAACUUAGGGAGAAAACAAGGUUCAGAAAAGAGAAGAAAUAGAAAUAACAAAAAGUUAUUUUAUUAUAAUUUUUUUUUUUACUCAAACCUUUGAUAAGUUAAAAAGUAAAAAAGAAAAAAAAAAAGUUAACAUCAGUAUGGCAAAUGUGUUGAUGUACUGAUAUUCAAAAUGCAAAUUAAAGACUGUGGUUGAAAGUAUCUCCUGAAAAAUUUGAAAGUGGUAUGGAUGGUGAAUGCUUAUGGAAGUACUUGGUAAUUUUUUAAUGUAAUUACAGAUUUUGUAAUUUGAUUCCAUGAACAGGUAAUCUUAUUUUGUGUACCUAUGACUUAUAAUAUAAAAAAAGGUAAUAAAACAUUUCAUGUCAGUGAAGUUUAUUUAUUUAGGCUAUUACAUUUAGGGAAAUACCCCACUAACCCCUUGGUGUCAUGGGGGGGCUUAGGAGAUGGAGACUGGGGCCCAAUGUAGGGGAUCACCCCUACCUUGGACCUCAGCCCUCACCUCAACUAAUUUUGCAGUCUUUUCUUCUUCCCCUUUCUUUUCCUUCUGUUCUUCAUCAUUCCUUCUUCUGUCCAUUUCCUGAGAUAUAAGAGCUGUGCUGAAAGGAUGAAAGGCUGGAUUUGUGUCAAUUAUGAACAGCCUCUGGGAGCCAUGGGCACAGUAUUUCCUUGUUUAGUUAUCUAGCCCUUACCCCUCAUGGGGACCCUAACAGGUAGACCAUAUCAUCUCCCCAUUUAUUUUAGGCUCACCAUGACCAGUAAUGAGAUUUGACCCAGUCAAAUUCCUUUUCCAAUAUAAAUCCUGAUACUCCAAUCUCUACCACUUCCCUGGUGCCUAUCCCUCCCCUCCUUCUUCUCACUCUACCUGUUGCAUCAGACAAUCUAAAUGUUGCACUCAGUCUUCUACACCCACCUCUCCUUCUGCUCCUCAGACAUCCAUUCCCUCUUCUCCUAGGAAGAGAACUUCAGUUUCUCAGACCUCCCCACCCAACUCCCCUCCAGAAAUGCUUGAACACAUCCAAAAGUUUAUAAACAUGACUCAAGAGAAUGAUCCACUCCCUCAUCCACCCUAUAAUCCCUUCAUUUGCUCUACAUUGAAAGCAUCUGCCGAUUUCCAUUCUCCUCCUCAAGUUCCCCCUACCCCUCUUCCUCCCACUCACCCAAAAAACACCCUAUCCUCUCUUCCAUGUGCAGCACCAUUCCCUCUUCCUUCCCCAUUAUCCUUGACACCCUCACUUAAAUACUCACAUAACUCCCUUAUGUCACAACAACAUUCAUCUGUAGAUCCCCUCCCCUCCUGUCAUUCUUCCCGAUACUUCACCACCUUCCGUUUCCCUUAUUUCAUUCUCAGAAUUUUUCUCCUACAUCUAUCGUUUCUUACUGUAUUACACUUUGUUUCAUAAUAGCUCUUUUGUAGGUUUGUGUUAAUCUCCCUUUCUCAGACACACUCUCCAUUUGAUGUGAUCACCCUAUACCUUUAAUAAAAUCCCCAGUGUAUUCCAUUUACUACCCCUCUAUACCCUUUUCACUAACAUUCUACCCUAAAAUGUUCUACAACCUUAGACAUCUAACACAUCUUAUCCUGAUCAUUAACUCAUUUCCACCCUUUUUGCCACAAUACUUUUUGGCCUUUGAUGUCUAGCACAUUUAUGUCUUCUAACCAUUUAAACAUUAACCAUUUUAGGGAAAUGAAAGCAAAAGAAAGUCUGUUUUGAAGUGUCAAAUAUUUUAUUUAGAGAAAAAUUAAAUUUUUAUAAAAAGGAAAGAUUGGCCUAAGGACCUAUCAUUUCUUACACUUCACACAUGAUUUUCUUUUUAUAAUUUCCAGUAUUUUUUGUCAUCUACAAUACACUGAAAUUUAUGUAAGUUUUCAAGUAAUUAACAUUAAUAUGCACAAUUUUCCUUAGUUUUAAAAUGGCUGUUAAGUUUCAUGACCAGGGACAAAUUUUCAAACAAGCAGUAAAUGACAAUAUAUGAAAUUCAAUAGUAUAAAACAGUGGUUCCCAACCAUUGAGUUAUUACCCACAAGGGGGACACAAAGGGUUAGCAAGGGGGUCACAUUGCCUUGGGGGGAAAAAAAUAUUGUUGGCCAAUUUGCUAGGUAUUUGUCGGUUUCCAUGUCUUCAUGAAAAAAAGUAAAUAUAAUUUGUAUUUAUUGCUGAAUAUUAUAUAGUUUAGUUGGAAAAUCAUAAAAUGGAACAGCUGAUGUAGGGUAUGGGGGUCAAAUGUAUAUUGGAGGUUUGAAAAAGGGGUUACAAGUGUCCAAAGGAUGCAAACCACUGGUUUGAGAGGAAUUUACUAUAGGAUUGAUAUCAUAGAUAUAUCAUCACUUACUAUGCUUACAUUUGUAUACUGUCAUCAUAAUGAAGAGCUUAAGAGAAAAUAAAUCAUUAAAAACAUAUGUGGACAUCUUGGGGAAGACACUGAUUGCCAGUUGUAUCUCAGCUCUGAUGGCUACCAGUGAUGAAUGUUGAAAGAAAUUCUGGUAACUGAGAAGUUUUGUUUUUCAAAUAUCUCAGUAUAUGUAGCUGUAAAAUUCUUAUCUUCACAGUGCUAGAGAUGUAUUUGACCAAUUUCAAAAAUGGUCAAAUGCAUCUAUGUGAAUGUAUUCCAUCUCUCUUAUCUCUUUUCCUACAUUUUACAUAAAAUUUAUAUGCAAAUAUUUUUGAAGUUUUAAUUAUAUAGAUGGUGAAAGAAGCACUAUCAUUGCAAAAUGGUGCAUUAUGUAUAUUUACCAUCUACCGAUAAUAAUUUCUGAGUUGAGGAAAAUAUCACUUGUAAAAUCAGUAAGCACCACCAUCAACUUUCCAAAACGAUCUUUUUGAGUAAGAAUUCCUCAACAUGAAAGGAGAAAAAAAGUUUACAAUAAAACUAUAUUUAUUAAUUCAAAAUGCAAAUAUUAUUUACAUGAUAAUUUCCCUAUUACUAGUUGCAUUGAUAUCUGUAUAUUUGUUAUCUGUCCUUAAAUGCCUAUCAAAAAACAUGCACCGGGUAUAAACUACACAUCAAAACUUGACAGAAAGAUUCAACUUUAAAAAUUAUUUGCCAGAAAAAGGUAAAUGAAUAGAAGACUAAGUAAUUCAAAAUCUAAA